GCGGCUGCGCGAGCGAAUCAUCGCCCGCCCGGCGCGGCGCUGGGGUCGGCCCGAAACCGCGCGUGAGGAGCGGGGCCAUUCAGCAGCGCCGAGAGCCCGCGGAAAAACCUCCGCUGCCCCGGCGCUCCUCCCGUCGCCGUGCGGCGUCUCCAGCCAGAGGACCGCGUUACCUGCGCCCGGCGCGGGAGGAAAAUGGCUCAAACUCUUGCACCAGCAACAUCCAUCCAUGAUGAGGAAUCCUUGGAAAGCAGAAUGGUGGUUACAUUCCUCAUGUCAGGACUUGAAUCAAUGUGUAAAGAACUUUCCAAGUCCAAGGCAGAAAUUGCCUGUAUUGGUGUAUAUGCAAGAAAUGUUUUUGUUGUUGGCACCGAGAGAGGAAAAGCCUUUGUCAACGCUAGAGAAGAUUUUAAGACGGAUUUUAUUGAAUACUGUGUUACAGAAGACAGGCCUCCAGAAGUGCAGAAAACAAAGACUACACCACCUGUAAACAAACAGACGGUGGAUGCUGAGGACCUGGAGGCUCUUAGAAAGUCUGUGGAGGAGUUUUUCUGCUUUUCCUAUGGUAAAGCUUUAGGAAAGUCAACAGCAGUACCUGUGCCAUAUGAAGAGAUUCAGAGGAACCAGUCUGCUGUGAUAGUGCAGGGCCUGCCUGAAGGAAUCACCAUUAAACAUCCAUCAAAUUAUGAUAUUUCCACCCUGAAAUGGAUUUUGGAAAAUAAAUCAGAGAUCUCAUUUAGUAUCAGCAGGCCUAUCCUAGAACCAAAGAAACAGAUUGAAGCUGAUGUGACAGAUCCUUCACCUUCAGUUAUACCCCCAUGUGAAAGUUGUCCACCUGUUAAUGUGAAAACGGAACCAAGCAAGGAUUCUGAGACAAACGAGGAUCAUGGAAUUUCUUCCAAAAUGUCAACAGUAACAAUGAAGCAGGAAAGAGAUGAUCCUAACUACUAUCAAUUUAAUACUCCAGCAGGCCCUUCCAAAACAUCAGAGAUAGAAGAAAAAAUUGCUCCUGAAAAAAGUCAUACAGAGCCCUCCCAGCCUGACUCAUCAGACACAAGUGAGGAUUCUGAGGCUGAGUUCAGUAACGAAGAUGAUGUUGAUGUUGGUGAUGAUAAUGACGGUGAUGAUGAGUAUCUGCCCAAUGAAGGGAGCCUGAGGAGGCCCAGUUUGGCUGCUGAAGCUGCCAGUGCUGGGAGAAGAAAUGCAGAAAAAUUUAAUUUUGAGGCCUCCCACCAUGACUUACCAGAAAUAAGUGAGAAACCUGAGGUUGAGGUCACCAUAGAAGAAGAUGAUGAUGACUACCUACCACCUGACAAGAGACAGAAGAGCACCAAGUCAGCUAAUGAAGCUGCCUGUACUGGGAGAAGAAAUGCAGAAGACUUGAAUUCUGAUUCCUCCCAACAUGACUCAUCAGAAGCAAGUGAGGAUUCUGAAGCUGAAAUCACUAGUCAAGAAGAUGACGAUGAUGAGUACCUGCCGCCUAGCAAGAGAAAGAGGAGGACGAACACCAGGUCGGCUAAGGAAACUGCCAAUAGAAGGAGAAGAAAAUCAAACUAUUUCAACUGCAAUUCGUCCCAACAUGACUUGUCUGAAAAAACCGAAAAUCCUGAGGUUGAGGUCACUGUUGAUGGUAAUGAGGAUGACUAUCUACCACCUGACAAGAGACAGAAGAGCACCAGUUCAUCUAAUGAAGAUACCAGUGUUGAGAGAAGAAAAGAAGACUUCAGUUGUGAUACCUCCCACCAUGUCUUGACAGAAACAAGUGAGAAACCUGAGGUUGAGGUCACCCUUGAAGAUUCUGACCAUGCCUACGUGUACCGUGGCAGGAGUCGGAGGAGAGACAGGUCUCUUAGUGAUGUGUCCAAUACUUGGAGAAGAAAAGCAGAGGAGUUAAAUUCUUAUUCCUCCCAGCAUGAAUCAUCAGAAGGAAGUGAGGUUUCUGAGGCUGAACUCAAUAGUGAAGAUGAUGAUGACUACAUACCCGAUGAGAGGAGACAGAGAAGCCCCAAGUCAGGUAACGACUCGGGCAGUAGUGGGAGAAGCAGAGGAAUACAGUUCAAUUUUGACAAAUGGAAUACACGAAUUACUGACUUGAGAAGGGAAGUUGAAGAGCUGUUUGAUAAAAAAUAUGCUGAGGCUAUAAAAGCAGAGGGUCCAGUGUCUGUCCCAUACACAACCUUCCAUUCACAUCCAGAAGAUUUAGUUGUGGAGGGGCUGCCAGAUGGGAUUCCCUUCAGGCGCCCAGCCACAUACGGCAUUCCCCGGCUGGAGAGGAUCCUUCUAGCAAAGGAGCGGAUCCGCUUUGUGAUUAAGAAGCCUGAACUUCUGAAUUCAACAGAUGCUCCAGUGGUCACUACAGUUCCAACAGUCUCAAAUACAGUGAAAGAGGACUGGCAUUCCAGAGUCAUCAAACUGAGAAAGAUGGUAGAUCAACUUUUCUGCAAAAUGUAUGCCAAGGCUUUGGGAAGCAGUGACCCCAGAGCUGUUCCAUACAAGAAAUUUGAAGCUCAUCCGACUGACCUCUAUGUUGAAGGGCUGCCAGAGAACGUCCCCUUCAGGAGUCCCUCCUGGUAUGGAAUCCCUUGCCUUGAACAAAUAAUUCAAGCAGGCCACAGAAUAAAAUUUGUGAUCAAAAGGCCAGAGCUGCUAACUCACGCUUCAAACGAAGGUACCCCGCACAGGUCAAACCCUCAAGCAAGAGAAGAUUGGAAUUCCAAGAUCACAAAGCUAAGAAAGCAAGUAGAAGAUAUAUUUAGUGUGAAGUUUGCUGAAGCUCUGGGGCUUUCAGAGGUUUCAAAUUCAGUGAAAGUUCCCUAUUCUGUGUUUGAAUCACACCCUGACUCCUUGGUGGUGGAAGGCUUGCCAGAAGGAGUGCCCUUCCGGAGUCCCACGUGGUUUGGAAUUCCACGCCUCGAAAGAAUCAUCCGUGCGAGUACCAAAAUCAAAUUUAUUAUUAAGAAGCCUGAGCUUAUCAUUUCCCAUUUGCCUCUAAGACUGGCUAGUAAACUAAAGAAAAAAGGAAUUGGUCCUUCCAAAGAUCAAAGGACUUCCAAAAGGUCACGAAGCUCUUCAGAAAAUUCAAGUGUCCCGGAGAUUGAAGUUACUAUUGAAGACAGUCCUAAAAAAGACCAAACCACAAAUACAGAAACUAAUUAUCAUACCGAUGACUCCAAUGAAAAUUUGAAGCCACAAGGAAGAGAGUUUUCUUUUGAGCUCUGGAAUGCCAAAAUCAAUGACUUGAAGCAGAAAGUAGAAGAUCUUUUUAAUGAAAAAUGUGGGGAAGCUCUGGGACGCAGUGGGCCAGUGAAGGUGCCAUAUGCACUGUUUGAUUCCUACCCAGAGGAUUUCCAUGUGGAAGGACUGCCUGAGGGGGUGCCCUUCCGCCAGCCUACGACUUUUGGGAUUCCAAGGCUAGAGAAAAUCCUGAGAAAUAGACCCAAAAUAAAAUUUAUUAUUAAAAAGCCUGAGGUGCUUGAGGCAGCUAUCAAAGGAAGGUCUGAUAGAAGCCCGCAAGGAAAAAAUAAUUCCUCCAGUAAAGCCAAUACAGCAAGGACCACAAAAAACACAGUGAAAGCAUCUGAAGAUGUUGAAGACCUAAACAUUGUUAAAGUAACCGUAAAAGAUGAUGAAAGUGAGCGACUGCCAAAAGCAGAAAAUGCCAGACAAUUGAGAGAGCAAGUAAAUGAUCUUUUUAGCCAGAAAUUUGGUGAAGCCACUGGUAUGAAUUUUCCUGUGAAAGUUCCAUACAGAAAAAUCACUAACAACCCUGGCUGUGUGUUGGUGGAUGGAAUGCCUCCAGGUGUGACAUUUAAAGCACCCAGUUAUCUGGAACUCAGCUCAAUGAGGAAGAUUUUGGAUUCAGCAGAGUCUAUCAAGUUCACUGUCAUUAGACCGUUUCCAGGACUUGUGAUUAACAAUCAGCUGCUAGAAGAAGCUGAAGCAGAAGCACCAGCAGCAGCCACUAGCACAGCAGUACUACCAGAGCCAGCUGAACCAAGCCAUAUAGAAGUAUCUCUAGGAGUUAACACAGAAACAGAAGAAAAGUUUCAACUAAAGCAUGAGCCAGACCUGAUGUCAUAGACCUCAUCAAUACUGGUCAGAAGCUGCCCCUUCUGAGAGGAGCCUGCUCGGCCUGUCUAGAGCUGUGUAAUAUAACUGUAUAAGAGAAGUAUCUUCUAUACAAACCCUUUUGUACUAUUAUAUAGAAAUGUCUACUUUUUCAGCAGUUCUGUGAAUUGACCUAAUAAUGACUGUAGAUUUGGAUUGUCUGAGUUUACUUUGGAAUAUAUUUUAACAAAUAAAUUUGAUGCAGCGGUGCUGGGGAGAUGGCAGGGAUUAUAAUCAACAGGGAUUUAGCUCAGGCUGUCUGUACUUUCCAAUAAAGCUGAAUUUCACUGUACCUGAAUGCAUCCUAACUUUUGUAAUGAAAAAUUCCUGCAGAGUUCAGUUUGUUUACUUUGAAGAAAAAAUCCUCUACAUUAAUUUUCAGCUAUUACUUUAUUGUCUUGUUGGACAACAGUAUCUGUAUAUUUGAGUUAUUUUUCCUAUUAUAUCUAUCACAAUUAAUAUGUUUUUCCUAAAUAAAAGAUUAAAUUAUCCACUUGACGGUUAGCGUGCAUUAAUGAGGUAGACUGUGAAAUGGUCAAUAUUCCACUGUGUGGAUUAGGAACCAACUGAAAUUAAACCUCACAUAGUUUGUUCUGUUAGUUCAAGGUAGUAAGUACAUGUUAUAACAGUUUACAUAUGAUGGGUUUGGUCUUACAGUCCUGCCAUAGGCAGUAGUUGUGUGGGCUUGUGUGAGAGCUUUUCUGCUGAAGGCUGUGAGGAAGCUCUUCUGUUCACCUAGAACUAGUUAUGGAAACUUGCUACAACCUCCUCUAAGUUCUAUUAUGUCAAAAACUCUGAAUAUCCUGUGAAUAUAAUAAUUAAAUUAAGUCCCCUGUGGUCCUGGUUAUGGGCCACAACAUGUAAAAACAUUUUUUUUUGUCAAAUUUCAUAAACCGUAGAUGUACAGUUCUGUCUAUAUGAUAAUCUCUAAAAAUGCAGAUUAUUUGCAAAGGUUUCUAUUUUACUGGCAUGAAUUUGAGAUGAUUGCAUUAUGCACAAAUGGUAAAUUGUGUUCCCUGAUGAAGAAAUAAAGACCUUUCUGAUGUUUU
Messenger RNA from Onychostruthus taczanowskii (white-rumped snowfinch), 5153 nucleotides. It is a transcript of the gene GTF2I, whose product is annotated as general transcription factor IIi. Gene Ontology annotation, cellular component: nucleus. The transcript is spliced from 45 exons. NCBI's taxonomy places the organism in Eukaryota, Metazoa, Chordata, Aves, Passeriformes, Passeridae. Gene Ontology annotation, molecular function: DNA-binding transcription factor activity. The record is from RefSeq and is a predicted model, not a curated record. The coding region runs from base 193 to 4077 and encodes 1294 amino acids.